GUCAGACCAGCCUCCCUCCGCAACACGGAAAUCAGCUGUCUUUUCGCUCGCCGUAAACAUGGCGGAGGUCAGGCAUCGUCUUGGAAGGGGGACGUACAUCUUUGCACACAAAUUAUGUAAACGCUACCUCUUGCAAAGUCUGAACAAACAGGGCACAAGUGCAACUCGGGCUUCGUCUCUGUCAGCGGGGUUCCUGUUGGGUGACAUUCAAAAUGGCGAACUGUUUGGAGCCGUUGGAGUCUCACAGGACGGUUUCACAAGGGUAACGCCACUGCAUGGGAUUGGUAAUGUCUGGGGAGACGGAAAUGUCUCUGAAUAUUAUUAUCUUGGACUUAACAAAGAGUAUUCACUCCCAAACAAGACACAAACUCAAAAUAUAGAAAGAAAUAUCUCUGUUUAUAGGAAAAAUGCUAAGUUUCGGAGGACUGGCUGCACCAUCAGGUCUGCUUGUCCACUACAGAGCCUCUGUAGUCAGUUUGUGUCUACCAGAGCUUACAGCGGCAACGGAACCCGAUCUGAGCCCCUUUACAAAACCAAAACAGGCUACUAUGACAUCCUGGAGGUGACUCCUAUUGCCACUCAAGCCCAGAUUAAAACAGCCUAUUACAAGCAGUCCUUCGUCUACCACCCGGACAGAAACGCCGGCAGCGAGGACGCCACAGUCCGUUUCUCUGAGAUCAGCGAGGCCUACACCGUGCUGGGCAACAAGGCGCUGAGGAAGAAGUACGACCGGGGUCUAUUGUCCCAGUCAGACCUCCUCGCAACAGCCAAACCCUCCUCCCAUGUCACCACAGGGAGCUCAAAGCAAACCGAGAGCCGCCGGUCUGUGGUGGGGGGAGACAGCCGAGGAGGCGUCUUUGAUUUCGAGAAGUUUUUCAAGAACUACUACAGCGAGCAGCUGCAGAGACAACGAGACAUCAGAGUCCGCAAAGAGGAGAUGCUGAAGAAGAAGCAGGAGACGAUUGAGGAGAAGGAGUUGGGCAGGAUGAUGGAGAUGGGAGUUGGGCUGCUGCUGGCGAUGGCCGUGGCUAUACUGAUCAGCUUAAAACGCGGUUGAUGUUCGUCCACAGGGAGGAGAUGAAGGAUGAAGUGAGGAGGACAGUUUUCCUUGUUAGGAAUUAUGGACACUUUUAAAAUAAAUUUAUUGUGGUUCUCUUGAAUCAUCACCACCUUUCACACUACAAAAAAACCCUGCUUUUAAAACACUGUCUGUCUUCUGACCUCUCUGUGCAGGGAGACAUGAACAACUAAAUAUCAGUGAAAUACCAUGGAUGACUUAACAUCAUUUUCUCUAGGAUUGCACCAAAAAACUGCCAGUUAAAGACUAGACUGUAAUGUGCAUAACAAUUCAGUUCCCCAUUCUGAAAUUGUGCAUCUCAACCCAGUACUGUCUACUUCUCAUUCAAUACAGUAUUCAGUUCACUA
Molecule: messenger RNA, 1425 nt
Organism: Micropterus dolomieu (smallmouth bass)
Lineage: Eukaryota; Metazoa; Chordata; Actinopteri; Centrarchiformes; Centrarchidae
Exons: 1
Coding region: 59-1057 (332 amino acids)
Source: RefSeq, a predicted model, not a curated record